Molecule: messenger RNA, 744 nt
Organism: Bombus pascuorum
Lineage: Eukaryota; Metazoa; Arthropoda; Insecta; Hymenoptera; Apidae
Gene: lin-52
Product: protein lin-52 homolog
Exons: 6
Coding region: 159-509 (116 amino acids)
Biological process (GO): regulation of DNA-templated transcription
Cellular component (GO): DRM complex
Source: RefSeq, a predicted model, not a curated record
ACAGCUUCGACUAGGUGUAGAACGCGAUAUUGAGCGUCAAAAACGCAACAAAUUAAGAAAUAAGCAGCAAGAAGCGCAAUUGGCGGAUCCAUUAUUAGAAGCGGCAAAACAGGGGUCAAUUCUUCAAACUACAUAACGUGUUAGGUAACACGGAUCCAAUGAACAUAAUGACUACAGAAGAUCCAACAGACCAAUCAGACCUAAUUUGCGUAGAAGAAAGCCUUAUGAGUUUAGAGAAACUAGAUAGGGCAUCGCCUGAUCUAUGGCCUGAGCAAAUUCCAGGUGUAAAUGAAUUUGUAGCCCAAAAUUCACCUCAAACAGAACCAUCAUCUUGGGCUGCUGGUCUCACACCUGAUGAUAUAAAUCAAUUACAUCAACUGGGAAAUUUAUCAAUGGGUGGUUUAAUAUCUGAAGUAAAAAAGUUACAUGAUAUGGCAUAUCAAUUGGGAUUGGAAGAGGCGAAGGAGAUGACCCGUGGAAAAUAUUUAAACAUUUUCAAGCAUAAAUGACAGAAUUUUGAUCGAAGAAAUUAUAUGUAAGAAAAUGAAUCCAUCUUGUGUAUUUUUGUAUAUUCACGAAGACUGAGGGGAAGUUGGUGAUCAUGCUGCAGUCAGAACCGUACGAUAAAAUGCCUAACUAAAAAUGUUAUAAAUUUAAUUGUAGUUUUAUAAAUGUAUUUCAUUGUAAAUAAUCAAAUGUAAAAUUUCAUGAAGUAUUAAGUAUAUAAAAUUUUACCAAAAAAUA